AUGUAUAUUAAUGAGAACACAAGCAGAAUAGUCCAGGAGCGAAGAAGAGAACCACACAGGGUUCUCCUAAUGUUUCUCUGCUCCGUGGCCUGCAAUGCUGCUAGUCAGUCUGUUAUUGAAGAGGAUGGGUGUCCAGUUCCGAUGUGGGUCCAGUUCAACAGAAGCUGUUACACGCUUAUUUAUGUUGCACCACAAAAUGUACUUGGUAUGAAUCUUGCCCAGGAGCUUUGCAAAGAUAUUGGUGCUGACACUGUAAGCAUUCAAACCAAGGAGGAAAAUGCGUUCUUACUGAGAAUGUUCCAGACCAAGUGGAAGGGACCCAAGGAGGUUUUGCUGGGCAUGUUUUAUGAUGCUGAUGAGAACACUUUGAAAUGGUUUGACAAGUCACCAGUAACAUUCACUAAUUGGAGACAGGAGAAGAUCACAGAUGAAAACUUAAACACUUGUGUGAAAAUGAACACAAUAACCGGAGAGUGGGAAUUCACCGAGUGUGACCAGUUUGCAGAAUCGGGAACAUUGUGUAAAACAGGAUUGGGUCACCGAGUGCUAAUGAUCAGCCUGGUCACUGUAUUUGCACUAAUUGUACCAUCACUGCUGCUACUGUUAUUUAUUCUAUACAAGAAAAAACAUUUACUCCGUGGAUUUUCAUCAAGACAUCUACUCGGAGGUGCCCAGGUUCUCCCAUACAGUGAUGAUAUGCUGGUGGACACAAUGGAGGGAGAAGACUGGGCCUGAACUGGACACAUUUAAUACAAUAGCAGUCUCA
Molecule: messenger RNA, 766 nt
Organism: Nanorana parkeri
Lineage: Eukaryota; Metazoa; Chordata; Amphibia; Anura; Dicroglossidae
Gene: CD302
Product: CD302 molecule
Exons: 5
Coding region: 1-735 (244 amino acids)
Source: RefSeq, a predicted model, not a curated record